This is a messenger RNA of Drosophila sulfurigaster albostrigata, 1387 nucleotides long. RefSeq names its product peroxisomal membrane protein 2. Gene Ontology annotation, cellular component: cytoplasm; membrane. The record is from RefSeq and is a predicted model, not a curated record. The transcript is spliced from 4 exons. Bases 159 to 731 code for a protein of 190 amino acids. NCBI's taxonomy places the organism in Eukaryota, Metazoa, Arthropoda, Insecta, Diptera, Drosophilidae.
AUUGCAAUUUGCAUAUGUUGGUGUAUCUCGACUUAGUAAAGCAUUUUUUAAAUUAUGAAGUUUCGGUCACACACCAAACAGGUGUUAUCUUUGAAUAAUAAGUAUUCUAUUGACUGCAGGUUUGUUUUUCAGUCGUUUACGUCGUCUGCUAGUUGAAUAUGUCGCUCUCAAGGCCUUUAUACUCGCUGUUCGGUAGCUAUCUGGAGCAGCUUUUCAACCAUCCCGUUCGCACCAAAUGUCUAACGGCCUGUUUUCUAGCUACCUCGGCUAAUGUUACCUCGCAGCGCAUAUCAGGCGCCAAGACACUGAAUCAACACAGUGUCUUUGCCUAUGGCGUUUUUGGACUUAUCUUUGGAGGAACUGUUCCACACUAUUUCUAUCAGAUUGUCGAGCGUUUGUUCAGUCAUGAUCUGCGCUUUCGCAAAUUUUUCAUCUUCUUAUCCGAGCGCUUUGCUUUUGCGCCUCUGUAUCAGUUUCUUUCCCUAUACUUCCUUUCGAUCUUCGAGGGGAAUUCGCACGCCAAAGCCUUACAAAAUGUGGAGAAGCUGUACUGGCCUGUAUUGCGUGCCAAUUGGCAAUAUAUAUCGUUGUUAGUCUAUUUGAAUAUUGCCUACGUUCCACCGAUGUUCCGCUCAAUUAGUUCGGGGAUUAUCGCAUUUAUUUGGGCAGUUUAUCUAGCCCAGAAACGUCGUCGUCACCAGGAGAAACUGACUGCCGAAAAAUCUAAAUAAACACAUUCCAUACAGAAAAUUUAAAUCGUCGUUGGUAAUUGACAAUUUACAAAAAUCCUCGGUAAAAGUCUGAUAUUGGCUACUGCAAAAUAAUAAAACCCUGAUACAGCUUUGUAAAGUUUAUAUUAAUAAAUACCAGUUUUUUCAUAUGUUAUAUGAACUUUGAUAACUUUAAAAAGAUUAAUAAACCUUAUAGUGUAGUAUUUAAUUGGUCUUAGUGCCGUUCAGCUAAAAACUUAAACUGCGUUUAAAAUUAUACCAUUCCCGAACUUAACACUUUAUCUACUCUGCGUUUCAAAGGUCCCAAGUGAGGCCAAUAAUGCCUAUUUAGAUUACAGGAAUAGUUGGGUGUACUCACAAAGAUUAGUCUAUCUGAAAGCCUUAUCUUCACUUACAAAUAUUUAUAUACAUAGUGCUUAUCCAAAGUGAAAGUCAAUGCAUUUGAAAUGGCAACAAAAAAUAUUUUAUAUUUAUUUAAGAACGCAACUUUUGAGUAUUAUUGACAUAAUAAUAUCAUGGUCACGACUAGAGUAGAUGAUUUUGCUACUAAAUUUAAAGAAUGGCCUAGAUAAAUCAAUUGUUCAACUUAGUGGAGUGUCUUUAACCAAACACAACUGCUAGCUUAUGAAAUAUAAGUGUUUCUUGUGGUGGAUUCA